AUGACCACGCAAUUUGAUUUUCCACGCCUACCAAGCACUGUGCCCUAUCGUUCAUUUCGCAUCAAGGAUCCCACGUUCAUUCAGUUGCAGAGACGCCGAAGACAACAACAACAACAGCAGCAAAGUUUGAACUUCCUCUCUACCAGUCUGCUCUGCUCUCAAAUGACUCUUCAGCCUCCGGUCACUCACUUCCGAAUUCGAACUUACAGAUGUAGCAGUGUUUCUUCUUAUCAAGAACCGCAGAAGUACUCUAUCAGGCCUGUUGAAUCUGCGGCGAAUCAAGUCCCGACUACAAGCUUUGGACGAAAGGUUUCUUACGUGUCUCCCCUGCCCUCCCCUGUGGAAGAUACACGAGCGUUUGAAAGUGUAAAACGGGUUCUACCGACGCUAACAGGUCACGCUGCAUCUCCCUACUUUCCACCCUGCUUGAAUAGCGAAGCUGAGAAAUUGGAUGUUGAAACACCGUCCCCGCGCACGGAAGAUAGCUUCUCCUCCCCUACAUCGAGUUUCGGAUCAAGCGUGUCUACACCACCGCCAUCCCUAGUGGAAGAAGAAGGGGAAACACCAUGCAAAUCGAUAUUGCGGCGAGCAAACGAGGAGAUGAAGGAGCGGCUGAUGACCGCACCCGGUGGAGGAGGAAUUGGGCGAACAGGUACCACCUCUCCCGAUUGUAUCAGCCAAUUCCUGUCUGCGUUUUCUAAAAAAGGCGUGCGAUUCGAUGUUGAACGAAACUCUACCCACACUUAUGAGAAGGAUUGCUGUGACGGCGUUCUGAAAUUUGGUAAUCCUGUCCCCGCACUUUUCGAGCAAGGGAUGGUCAUCUUCAGCCACUCAUCUCCAUCCAACGGCAUGAAGUCGGAGGAAGGAGAGAUUAACGUCGGAACCCUUUGCGCAAUUUUGGUUCUGUGGGUCCAUUCCGCAGCGCAAAAUGGACUUGCUGGGCGUUACCGUUCUGCUAAGCCUCUUCCUCUACCAAGCAAAGGUUUUGGCUUUAGACCUGCUGUUGAGUUCGAUUUACCCAUGGGUUCAGGCAAUGUCUACGUGGGACAACUAAUGAAACAUGAAGCAUCCGUAAAGCUCUCCCCAAAACUAAGAGCUUUUGCAAAUCCAACUUCAAGCCGAUCGAAACAAAUAUGCGGAUUUCACUUGAUCGUAAAGGAUGAAUAUCAAUUUCCAUUUGAAGUGGAUUUAAAAAAUGCCACUUUGGGAACUGGAGAAAUACGAGUACGCAAUGACGUUCCUGUGGAUUUUACCCAGAACAAAAUGCACACUUUUCAGAUUGAAGCCUAUGAUUGCGACACACCGCCAAACUAUUCAGAAAGAGUUUUGGUGAAUGUGAACGUCCAUGCAGAUGAGGAGCUGCGUUUUACUGAGAGCGUCUACAACUUCUCAGCAGUGACCUAUAGCAGUGUGGGUGCCAUCUGCGGUAAGGUCACUGUGACGCAUGAGACCUUCACUCCGCCAAUCAGCCUUGCAGAUUAUCAAUGUGGCUACUCUCUUCUUGCCGGUGACAUGGUUCCCUUCACCGUGGACUCUCACGGUGUCAUCCGAUCUCGUGAAGUGCUCACUAAUGCCUCUCCGAGGAAUUUCCGCUUCCUCGUGCGGUACAAUGACUGCGGCGGUGCAGGAGUUGAAUCCGCCACGGCUGUCGUCAAUAUUAAGGUCAUCCAGAGCAAAUGCGAACCCCGAUGGAGUGGGCUGCCCACAUCACUGUACUACUCACUGGGUGAGCAGCAACCGAAGCGUCUGCUCUGGCCCCUCACCUACCACCUCGACAUGUGUGGGAUGACCUGCAAUGAGGCUGACUCACACAUCUUCACCCAAGUGAGCCUCCGUCACGGUCUACCCGGGGAAACUCUCAUCACGGCCUCACCCUCCUUCUGUCGUCAUGACCCUCGCAAUCUUCAUGAGCAGCGCCAACUCUGUGCAAUCGAUACGGCGACGCUGGUUGACCUCCUCCCAGACCCGCAGAAGGAUAUUUUGAUACAGCACAUUGCACCAGCAGUGGGCGCAUUGCCAGAGGUGGUGCCCCUCUCCCUAGGCCUUCUCUUCUCUGCCGUCGCACACUCCGGGUGGCGUCUAGACACCUCGCGACUCUUGGACGCUGCCUCCGCUGCCAGCAGUGGACAGGAGAAAGUGCUGCCAAGCACUCUUUUUGAACGUGACUUUACCCUCUCCUUCUGGCUCCAACGUGAGCCCAAGCAGGAUGACGAUCAUGAAACCAUUCUCUGCAGCCAAGAGGACACAGCUAUCGUCAACAGAGCCCUGUGGAUCAGCCUGAAGGGCUCUCGAGUCAUGGUGCAGAUGUCUGCAGGCAAUCCUCAGUCCAGCCAGCCGCUAAUGAACAAGAUAUUCCGCACCUACUUUUUCCCCCAACUGCCACUCAGACAACGUGAAGACACAGCAGACGGGCAAGCGGACCAGUUCUCCUGGCACCAUUACUCCAUCAGCGUCACCUUCGACCCUGAGACCGCUGAUAUUAGCGCCAGCACUCUCAUGAUGGAUGGGGAGUUAGUGGGCACUCUGGAGGCUUUUGGAGAGCCGAUUUAUGUUACUCGUCAGAUCAAGGAAUUUUUCCCGCAGUUCAUCACCGUGGGCACCUGUUAUGAUCCGAGCAUUCCAGCAGCGCAGCAGUCCCUCAAUGGAGCCCUUGCGGGAAUGACCCUCCUUCUUGGUCGCAACGAAGAUCAGAGUGUCUCUCGGUGUCUCGCGGAAUGUGGAGAAACUCUUCUCAUUCCAAGGGCUAGCAGGCUCAUCACAGACGAUGUGAACGUCCUUCUCAACAAUGACAACAUCGUGAUUGAGUCUGUGACCAUUGCGGAGGCAGCCGAGCUAAUAAGCAACAUCGCCUACGUGAAGCCGCGGUCCACUGACACUCAACUCACUUUUGGGCCGUCUGGAUCCAACACCCGUGCGAUUGAGCUGGCCACCGUGUUCAGAUGCGGCGAGCGUCAACUGGCAAACAUCAGCACUACCGUCAUUCCCCUCACACUGGAGGACUCCCCAGUGGACAGCCCGAUCUAUGAGGCGGCGGUUCCUGGGCCUCUGGACUCCGCUUGGUUGCCCAAAAGUGAGAUGAUUGUACCACCACCCGUACCUGUAUCCUCUAAACGGCAAUCGUCCUCUGCUCUGGUGCUCGCCGUCCUUGGACAAGAGGUCGUCCGUGCAGACAUCCCCGUACUGGAGCCCGGAAUCGUCAUGUUCCCUGGAUUGGAAUUCACCUUCACCAAUGUGCCGUCUCAAAUGAAAAGUGUGGUGCGCUCUGCCUCCAUGUUCAUUCUCGACCAGUGUCUCGUUCUCCCUGUCAAUGGUAGUGGUCUCAACUUCAACGACGGUGAGCGUAUCGUAUGGCCGGCAGGUCGGGCCUUCGAGAUCGGCGUCUCCGUGGAACCCACGCAAAUGGGCGUCCUGAUGAAGGGUCAUCAGACGGCCAGUCAGUACGCCAGCUUGCUCCACGGCUUCCGCUACUGGCCACCUAUCGAGAUAGAAAAACGGGCUGAUGACAAAACUCUCGCUGCUGGUCUGCUGUUGGAGAGAAAAUUCCAACUUAUCUGCUCCUACAAUGAUGCUGGACUCAACACGGAUCCCUUCACUGUUCAGAUCCUUUUGAGCUCUCCGAUAAUCGCACAGGAGGUCCAAGCAGGCAGCAAUGUGAUCUACUCGGACAACUCUCGCAAUAAUCUGGAUGAAUCAGGGCCUGCAGAGGAGGAAUACAUUGAUGAAGACGACGAUGAUGAGGAAGAUAACUACGAUGAUGACUACGACAUGUCUGCCGAUUAUCCCGCCGGGGCUGGGGCUGCCCAGUGGCCUUCUGUUGCUCGCACCUACAAAAGACUGGACCCAUCGCCCCAAUACCGAUCUUCCAUGGGCGGCGCUCAAUUUGCACACUCCAACAAGGAGGUCCGACCAGGUGAUUCCCUCUCCCUGCAUCAAAGGGGCACUUCCCAGAAGACUAAGAACCCUGGCGUGAAUAACGUGGGACUGGCGGUCGGCUUGGGUGUUGGCUGCCUUGCAAUCAUUGCCAUUGUGGUCGCCUUCUUCGUCUCCAAGUCCAACAGUUUCCGUCGCGGUCAGCUGAGCUCCUUCCGACGCGGGGAGCGCAAAUCUGUUGGACAUUCCCAGUUCCGCCCUGAGACGCGACUCAAUAUCAUUGAGAACCCUAUUGAAAAACUAGAGGGUGGAAGAUUAAGCUGGCAGCCACCGGUAGCGACACCUGCGCCUGUUCUCUCAGAAGAACUUCCAGGCGUACAUGCGGUCUAUGGAGCUCGGGAUGAGCAAUUUGAUGCCGAGACACGAUCCUUUAAUGGCCUCUUCGAGGAGGAUGAGGACGAUGCCGGUGCCACUGAAGAGGAAGCUGCAGCGGCUGCCCUCGAAGAAGUUGACGAUUUCGACGAAAGUGAAGCCGUGAUGUCACAGCACUUGGACAGGGCUCCUGGUGAUGUGCGAGAGGUGGAAGGCGAGGAGGAGGGUUUGAGUGACCCCGAUGAUGAUGAAGACACCUCCUUCAGCGUGGGUCCCAAUCAUCUGAACUUUGUCACACUACCUGGACCUCGUCGAGGCUUCAAUGCCGAUGUCUAA
Echinococcus granulosus is the source of this 4578-nucleotide messenger RNA. RefSeq names its product Calsyntenin-1. Gene Ontology annotation, molecular function: amyloid-beta binding; calcium ion binding; kinesin binding. Gene Ontology annotation, cellular component: postsynaptic membrane; cell surface. The record is from RefSeq and is a predicted model, not a curated record. NCBI's taxonomy places the organism in Eukaryota, Metazoa, Platyhelminthes, Cestoda, Cyclophyllidea, Taeniidae. Gene Ontology annotation, biological process: positive regulation of synaptic transmission; positive regulation of synapse assembly. The coding region runs from base 1 to 4578 and encodes 1525 amino acids. The transcript has 17 exons.